Tetranychus urticae (two-spotted spider mite) is the source of this 3034-nucleotide messenger RNA. RefSeq lists its product as uncharacterized. NCBI's taxonomy places the organism in Eukaryota, Metazoa, Arthropoda, Arachnida, Trombidiformes, Tetranychidae. Gene Ontology annotation, biological process: cytoskeleton organization. Gene Ontology annotation, molecular function: protein binding. The record is from RefSeq and is a predicted model, not a curated record.
GUAAACUUGUUUUUUUUCGUGUUGUCAAUUUGCUUAUGAUUGUUGGGGAACAGGUAAAUCAACAUUACAGUUUCAAGAUUUUCAACUUAUUCAUGUUGAAGGCUUAUUCAACUCAUGGAGUAUCUCUCAUUAUGUUGUUUGCAUUAUGAGUGAACCCAUCACCGUUAUAAAAGUUAUCUUGAUUCUUUUACUUUCUUGUGCCAUAUAAUCUUCCAUUCAUUUAGCAACAAAUUGGAUUUUUUAAUGUUUACAUAUAUACUUAUACCAUUUAUUGGAUAAAUUUUGUUACAGAAUUACCUACACAUUAACAAACAAACAUUUAUUUAAAUAUUUUUGAAUAAAUAACUUCACCAUCUAAUGUUCAAAUGUUGAUCGCUUUUGUUUCUGUUCCUACUUAUCUUGCAAUGCAUUAGCAUCUCUAAUCCUAUUGAUUGUCUCAUAUGCCUUUUAUUCCUCCUGCUGUCAUUUCCAAAUUUGUUUACAAAAUUUAUUGAUCGUACCUUGACUUACUGGAAAGCUGAUUUCGCAUUUUAAUCGAUCUUACAUAUUUCUAUAAUCCAUUCAUUUGCUUCUUUUGGAUGUAAUAUUGAAUCUCAUCAAAUUAGACCAUUUGGUUUACUGCGCACACCAGGAUUGUGAUUUUUUGGUUUCUAGUGUGGAUAUUUUUUGCCCCUGGUUAAUCCUGGUUUUUAUUCGGGCAAUGAGUUUAACUGUUUCCCACUAACGUCCAAAAAUGUCUUCUGUUCUAACCGAAAACAUUGUUUUGAGUCGAACUCGCUCUCAUGAUUUAAGGAAUGUAAAAAAGCUCAACUGUUGGGGAAGCGAGUUAUCCGAUAUCUCGAUUGUUCAACGAAUGCCAAAUGUGGAAGUUUUAUCAUUAUCUUUAAAUAAUAUUGCCAGUCUUCAAGACUUCAAUUCGUGUAAAUAUCUACAAGAAUUGUACUUACGGAAGAACAAAAUCUCCAACAUUAAUGAGAUUUAUUACCUUCAAGAUCUUCCCAAUUUAAAGAAACUAUCACUCGAAGAUAAUCCAUGUAACCAACAUGCCAAUUACCGCUACACCAUUAUUAAAGCCCUUCCUAGACUGGAAACACUGGACAAUGCCAGUAUAACAUCCGAAGAGUUAGCCAAGGCUCAAACUUUGGGUGAUGAUAUUUAUGAUCCAACUUCUGAACAAUCAACUUACCCUCAACUUAAUGGCCAUUCACAUCAAAAAUUGCCCAUCCAACAACAGUUGCCAGAUGAUGAAGAUUAUGAGACUUAUGACGAAGACGUUGAACUUUCUCGUGAAGAAAGUGUAACCUACCGAGAAAAGGACGAUGGAUCAUUUAACUUCAUUCAAGAUACUAAACCUUUAAGCUCAACACCUCAAAAUGGGUCCAAUCCAUCAAUUUCAUCUUCAGAAAAUAAGAUUAAAAAUCAACAACCACCUCAACAGCAGCAGCAGCAACAACAACUACAACAAACCCAACAACAGGGAAAUGGUGUUCAACAUUCAAUUACUCCUCAAAUCACUCAGCAACACUCAUUGUCUCAAGCUCAAUUGCAGCAACGUUAUAGCCUACAAGAAAUUAGUCCAGAUACAUGGAAUUCAAAAGAAGCAAAACAAGUCACAUCUAAUCCAUCCUCAGCUUCUUCAACAAUAUUAAGGUCACAAAGCGUUAGUGACUAUAAUAUGUACAAUGGAUCCAAUUGCAACAAUUCAGCUGGCCACUGUCGUUCAACCGAUACCAAAAGUUGCAUUUCCGAUCAAACUCAUGAUCUUUACCAAUAUCACAAUGAAAAUGGUUCAGGAAAUGAACGAUAUUCACCUUUGUCCUCUCAUGGAGGCAAUGUUGGAGGAGGAUCUGGCAGCUGUGGAAGUAGUGGAGGAAGUGGAAAUGGGAGUGGCGCAGGUAGACGAUAUGGUUACCAAUCAAUUCAAUCAAUAUCAAGUCAACAAAAGCCAUUAUCCAAAGGCGGUCGAAACAGGAAUGCCAACAUAUUAUCUGCUGUAUUGUGUCUCAUCAAAGAGCUUGAUUAUGCAAGUUUAGAGGUUGUUGAAACUGCAAUCCAUUGUCGUAUGGAAGAGAUGGAAGACUAAAUAGGGAUGGAGAGGAAAAAAGGCAACAAAAAAAACAAAGAGACAAGCAAACGAGAAAUAAUAAGCCGAGUCAAUGAAAGGAAAAGUUGAAAAUGGAACAGAAUUAAGACAUUCAAACUACUUAGGACAUUAUUGUAAUUAUAAUCAUCACCGUGACAGUCAGAAUCGCCAUUUUCAACUUCAACAUUCCAUUGAUGUCUUGUCACAGACUGAGAGUACUUUAAAGACUAAACGAUAACCAUAAUUACUCUGUGAUGGAAACAAAAGGGUCGAGUUGAUUGUAAAAAAAUGAACAUUCAAAAGCUGACCUGAUCUUUGUAUUAACCAUUCAUUUCCACACCAACCAAAUGCCACUUUUUCAAUUCACUUUAUCUCUCCUUCAAAAGAUUCAUCACUAUUUUCAUCAAAGUUUACAAUAUGCUUGCUCUAUCAUCAUCUUCAGCUGAUUUCAGAUUCUUCUGUUUCCUUUCUUAACUUUUUCUCAAUAAUUCAUUGGAAAAGAAAAGGCAAAUUGACGUGCUGAUUUUAUUGCCGGAUGGUUUAUUUUCCUCUCUAUAGCUGAUGAUCAUCUUCAAAACUGAGUGUUGAUUGAAAAGUUGAUGAGUUGUUAAAGCUCCAAAAAAAGAUAAAGCCAGAUGAUUGAUGCAAAGAACCAUUUUUCAACCUUUCUCAAGUUUUGAUUGUAAAAAAGCGUUGAGACUCCCACUCGGAGGUUUAAAGCAGCAUAAACAGUGGUUUCCGUUUUUUUAUUCAUCUGAAUAACUCAAGGAUGACUUUUUAAAUAAAAACGGCAACUGUUUACAAUCGCACUGUCAAAUCAACAUGCCAUUGUCACAUGAAAUUAUCAAAUGAAGUUUACCAAAUUGCAGAUAUUUCCUUUCAUGUUGGCUUUGCUUGAUUCCAGUUAACCUGUGCUUUUACUAUCAAUCUAAAUAAAGUAUUCAAUUUGGG